AUGGGGACCAAGGCCAAAAACAUAGUAUUCCUAAAGGGUUUAAACGAUGCAAAGUACUGGAAAUUCUUCAAAAGAUGUGCAUUUGGUGAAGCUAACCCUAAUGAUCAUCCCAAAUUGGAGUUGAUUGGCAAGCAAAUAGCAAAAAAGCUUGUUGGCUCACCAUUAGCAGCCAAGACAAUUGGAGGUGUACUGAAGUCCAAGCUAGAGGAAGAACACUGGAGGAACAUAAUGGAAAGCAAAUUGUGGCAAGUGGAACAACAGAAGGAUGACAUUUUCCCAGCUCUAAAAUUAAGUUACGAGCACUUGCCUACUUCAGCCUUGAAGCAGUGUUUUGUCUACUUUUCUUUGUUUCCCAAGAACUACCACUUUGACAAAGACAGAUUAGUCAGAAUGUGGAUGGCACAAGGUUUUCUUCAAUCCAAUGAAUCAGGGAAGAGAAUGGAAGAAGAGAUAGGUCGGGACUACUUUGAUGAAUUACUAUAUAGGUCCUUCUUUCAGGACACCGAAUUGAUCAAACAGUCUAAAAUAUAUGUGGUUCAUGACCUGCUGCAUCACCUUGCAGAAUCUUUGUCUGCUCAUGAACACUUUAGAGUUGAAGAUGAUGAACCAGCAGAAAUCCCAGAUCGGGUGUGGCACAUGUAUAUUAGUUCAAGUAAUCUGGCUAACAUCCAUGAGAAUCUACACAAGCUGAAAAUUUUGCGUAGCCUCGAAGUCAGUGGUAGUUUACUGGAUAACCUCUACAGGUACAAUCUCAUAAAUUUCAUAGAAGAAGCAUUGAAACAAUUGAAAUGCCUCCGGGUUAUUGUUCUGGAUGAACUACCUGAGAGUAUUGGUCACUUGAAGCAUCUCAGGGUUGAGUCUCCAGUUUUGUGUGCCGUUGCAUCAAGGCAGCCCGUUACCUACAGGAAUGCACAAAAUUAA
Messenger RNA from Musa acuminata subsp. malaccensis (wild Malaysian banana), 921 nucleotides. NCBI's taxonomy places the organism in Eukaryota, Viridiplantae, Streptophyta, Magnoliopsida, Zingiberales, Musaceae. The record is from RefSeq and is a predicted model, not a curated record.